AUGGCACCAGUUGCGUCUGUUCAACUGAACGUAAUUGUGGUUGGGGCGGGUUUGAGUGGCCUGGCGACAGCAAUAGCAACCAGUCUGGCUGGCCACCAUGUCACCGUCUUUGAGUCUGCAAAAGAACUUCGAGAGGUUGGUGCAGGCUUGCAAAUAACCCCCAAUUCCAGCAAAAUACUCCAACAAUGGAAUCUACCAGAGCAAUUAUGGAAAUCCGCUGCCGAGCCGACCGAACUGCUUGUCCACCGCUACUCCGGCGAAAUAUUAGCUAGAGAAGAGAACUUCGAUAAGAAGAUGCGCCAAAAGUACAAUGCCCCAUUCCUCGAUUCGCAUCGCGUGGAUUUGCAAUUAUCACUCUAUGAGCGAGCCAAGGAGCUCGGUGUCGAGAUUAAGCUUGACGAGAAAGUGGACAAUAUCGACUUUGAUCACGGUCGAGUGACUUGUGCUUCGGGCUUUAAAGCAACUGCCGAUCUUAUUGUCGCGGCGGACGGUCUGUGGUCGAAAUGUCGUUCUCUAUUUCUGAAAAAGGAUGACCCACCUCUGCCUACUGGAGAUCUUGCUUAUCGCAUCGUCUUGAAUUUGGAAGAUAUCGAAGACCCUGAAUUGAGGUCAUGGGUGAAGAAUCCCAAAUGUCACUUUUGGAUUGGACCCGGUGCACAUGCCGUGGGUUACUCACUCAAAGCAGGAAAUCAGUACAACAUCGUGCUUCUAGUACCGGAUGAUUUGCCGCAAGGUUCAAGCCGGGAGGCAGCAAAUGUUGAAGAAAUGCUUUCGCUGUUUGAGCACUGGGAUCCUAUCUUGACUCGUUUCUUGAAAAUGGUUGACAACGUCGAGAAGUGGAAGUUGAUGCAUAGGGAUGAGCUUGCAUCAUGGGUGAAUGAGAAGUCAAAUUUCGUCCUUGUGGGUGACUCGUGCCAUCCUAUGUUGCCAUACCUAGCACAAGGUGCAAAUUCAGCAAUUGAAGACGGUGCUGUACUUGGUCUUCUUCUAGGCCAUAUCAAAUCGAAAGAUCAGCUGCCUCAGGCUCUCAACAUGUACCAAUCACUGCGCAAAACUCGCGGUGAAAGAAUUGUCAAGGAGACAUUCAAGCAGCGCGAGUCCUUUCAUAUGCAUGAUGGUCCGGAGCAAGAGGCACGAGACAAAAUCUUCCUAUCUCAGCUGGGCAGUGAAAUUCAAGGGGCUUUUCCGAGCAGAUGGACUUGUCCAGUGAUCCAGCCCUGGAUUUAUGGAUAUGAUGCCCGCGAGGAGGUUGAAGCUGCAAUUCGCGCACAACCCUUUCCCGAUAUCAGCGAACACACUUCCACGACAAGCAAACCUUCAACAACCAAGCCCAAGCUGCCUAGCUUCAUAGAGCGUAUUCUCAAUUUUUUCAAGCUUGUAACUAGAAAUUAA
Molecule: messenger RNA, 1392 nt
Organism: Talaromyces amestolkiae
Lineage: Eukaryota; Fungi; Ascomycota; Eurotiomycetes; Eurotiales; Trichocomaceae
Exons: 6
Coding region: 1-1392 (463 amino acids)
Biological process (GO): secondary metabolite biosynthetic process
Molecular function (GO): FAD binding; monooxygenase activity
Source: RefSeq, a predicted model, not a curated record